AUGACUACAGGCUCCGUGUCAACAGGCCUUGAAAAGAAGGAUGUAACAGGGUUCCAGGAUGAUAAUGAGAUUCUACGGCAGCAAAUUCAGAUGCCGGAAAUCAAAGUCUCAUACAGAGCCCUAUUUCGAUAUUCAAGUUCCUUUGACCGCCUGAUCCUCUCUAUUAGCAUUAUCUGCGCUCUUGCUGCUGGAGCCGCUCUGCCUCUAAUGACCGUUGUUUUUGGCCAACUGGCAGGCACAUUCCAGGCUUAUUUCGCAGGCGCAGUGGACGAUUCACACUUCUCUGCCCAGUUACAUCACCGGACAUUGUACUUCAUAUACCUUGCUGUUGGAGAAUUCCUAACAGUAUACGUUUCCACGGUCGGUUUCAUACACAACGGGGAGCGCAACGUCCAGCAACUUCGGGAACAUUACCUUUCCAGCGUCCUGACACAAAACAUUGGACUCUUCGAUAAACUGGGAGCUGGGGAGGUCACAAGUCGAAUAACCUCUGACAUGAACCUGAUACAGGACGGGAUCUCCCAGAAGCUUGGACUAACCCUUACUGGUGUCUCUACGUUUUUCACGGCGCUGAUAAUUGCAUUUGUCAAAUCCUGGAAGCUCACUCUUAUUCUCAUUUCAGGCAUAUUCGCAAUGUUCUUAUCCAUAGCGGUUGUGGCCAAAUUCAUUGCCCGGUACAACAAGCUCUCGUUGGAAUCUCAAGGACUUGCUGCUACAUUUGCUGAGGAGAUUCUUAGUUCGAUCAAGAUUGUUGUCGCCUUCGACACAAAUGGCCGCUUGGCGAAGAAAUUUGACGAGAGUUUGGCCAUUGUGUCAAACUGGGGGUUUAAGUCAAGGACAGCUUCGUCCUGCCUGAUCGGAGCCAUGCUCUGUAUUGUAUACUUACAAUAUGGGCUAUGCUUCUGGCAAGGCUCGCGAUUUGUUUCUUCAGGGGAUGCUACACUUUCCGAUGUUCUCACAAUUCUACUUGCGGUUAUGAUGGCUGGCUCUUCCCUGGGCAGUAUUGCGCCGUAUAUAGGAGCUUUAUCUAGUGCAACCGCUGCCGGUGGGAGGAUAUUCAGCAUGAUUGAUCGAAAAUUACCAGCUGAUCCAAUUUCUGAUGAUGGGGACAUCUUCGAGCAUGUUGAGGGCAACAUAGAGUUUAGGAACGUGAGACUGAUCUAUCCAACAAGGCCCGAAGUCGAUGUCUUGCGAAAUUUUAGCCUGACAAUUCCUGCCGGAAAAACAACUGCCAUCGUUGGCAUCUCUGGAUCCGGAAAGUCCUCGAUUAUAGGACUCAUCGAGAGAUUCUACGAUCCGAUAGAAGGGCAGGUGCUUCUUGACGGCCAUGAUCUUCGAACGCUCAAUUUAAGAUGGCUGCGGCAGCAGCUAGCUCUAGUCAGUCAAGAGCCUGUUUUGUUCCAGGGUAGCGCCUACCAGAAUAUUGAGUACGGUCUCAUCGGGACAGAGUUCGAGCAUGCGGAUCGGGAGAUAAAGAGUGCACUUGUGGUCCAAGCGGCGAAGGAGGCUAACGCACACAACUUCUUGAUCGGUCUUCCGGAUGGCUACAAUACCAAUGUUGGUGAGAGAGGUUUCCUUCUUUCCGGUGGUCAGAAACAACGUAUUGCCAUUGCUCGGGCCCUUAUACGCGACCCGAAAAUUCUACUUCUCGACGAGGCGACUUCUUCACUAGACACCCAAUCUGAGAGCAUUGUACAGCAAGCAAUCAAUAAAGCAGCUAUAGUCGAAGGGCGAACAACCAUCGUUAUCGCACACCGACUUUCAACAAUCAAAGACGCAGACGACAUCGUCGUACUAUCCGAGGGAAAGAUUGUCGAACAAGGCACCCACGCUCAACUUCUUGCUCUUGGAGGAACAUAUAAAACUCUUGUUGAGGCUCAACGAAUCUCGGAAUCCAAUAUUGAAGAAUUGGACCAGUCAAUUGAUGAGAUAAAUGAAAAAGAAAAGGAAGCCACAUGGCUCAAGCAACAUGAACCAAAUAGGUACGAGCCCGAAUCAGGCCUAGAAGCCCCUGUGGAGUCCAUUGCGGAUCGCAUUCAUGGAUAUUCCACAGCUACUUUGAUUAAUUUCAUAUGGUCUUUCCAAAAACAAGACUUGAUCAUCUUGACAAUCGGCUUAUUGAGCUCCAUUGUUUGCGGUGGGGGAAUGCCCACACAAGCUGUGUUCCUGGGAAAAUCCGUUGCGACGCUUUCCUCACCUCCUGGCGACCGACAGGGCCGUGGUAUCAAUUUCUGGUCUCUCAUGUAUCUCAUGUUGGCAAUUGUUGAGCUUUUCGCCUUUAUCGUGCAAGGUGUUGCCUUUGCUUAUGCAUCUGAGCGUCUAAUAUUCCGCGAGAUUGCCUACUUUGAGCAAGAGAACAACUCAGCCGGCGCUAUGACUUCGCUUCUCAUUUCUGACGCCAACCGCCUUGCUGGUAUCAGUGGAGCAACACUAGGAGCAAUUCUGGUUCUAAUCACCACUUUGAUAGCUGCAAUAUCUAUUUCAACCGCCAUCGGCUGGAAGCUUGGUCUGACCUGUGCCGCCACAAUUCCUGUACUUAUAUUUUGUGGUUUCGCUCGCUUUUGGUUGCUUGCUCGAUUCGAGGUGAGGGCACGGAAAGCCUACAAUCAGUCUGCGAACUUUGCUUGUGAGGCCAUAUCGGGGAUCAGGACCAUUGCCAGCCUGACCCGCGAAUGUGACGUGUGUCAUCAUUACCACGACCUGCUUACAUCUCAAGUGUCGCAUAAUCUUGCGUCGACACUCAGAUCAUCAGUUCUCUAUGCCGCUUCUCAGUCACUCACCUUUCUCUGCAUGGCUCUGGGGUUCUGGUAUGGCGGGACCCUGAUCUCAUCGGGACAGUAUUCAAUGCUUCAAUUCUUCAUCUGCUUUACUGCGGUGAUCUUUGGCGCACAAUCUGCGGGUGGCAUUUUCUCUUACUCUCCUGAUAUGGGCAGAGCAAAGCAAGCCGCACAAUCAUUCAAGGAAUUGUUUAGCCGAGAACCGCGAAUUGCUUCUGAUGCUGCUCCCAUCACCCAUACCGCUGAAGUGGAGGGGAUGCUAGAAUUCAGAAACAUUAACUUUAGUUAUCCAAGCCGACCCGGACAUCCAGUUCUGAAGAACCUCAGUCUCAGCGUAAACGCUAACCAAUACGUUGCUCUCGUUGGACCAAGUGGUUGUGGAAAGACCACAUGCAUCGGGCUUAUAGAACGCUUCUACGAGCCUGACUCAGGUGCUAUUCUUUUGGAUGGAAAAGAUAUUUCAAAGCUGAAUAUUCAGGAUUACCGCAAAUAUCUUGCUAUAGUGAGCCAGGAUCCCUUUUUGUACGGGGGAACUAUCAAGGACAACUUGCUCCUUGGGGCUGUGGACGACACAUCGAUCUCUAUGGAGAAGAUGGUGCAAGCUUGCAAGGAUGCCAAUAUUUAUGAUUUUAUCACAUCUCUUCCUGAGGGUUUUGAUACCGUGAUCGGUUCUAAGGGGACGACCCUCUCCGGAGGCCAGAAACAAAGACUUGCAAUCGCCAGGGCUCUAAUCCGCGAGCCAAAGAUUCUUCUCCUCGACGAGGCGACCUCCGCCCUCGACUCUGAGUCCGAAGCCGCCGUCCAGACCGCUCUUGAUGCCGCCCGCCAUGGCCGGACCACUAUUGCCGUCGCGCAUCGUCUAAGUACCAUCCAGAACGCGGACGUGAUCUAUGUUCUCAGUGCUGGGGAGAUUGUGGAGAGCGGAUCCCACUCAGACCUGAUGGCUAAGGGGGGACAAUAUGCUCAGAUGGUCAGGAUGCAGAGUCUAGAGAAAAUUGGCUGA
This is a messenger RNA of Rasamsonia emersonii CBS 393.64, 3780 nucleotides long. RefSeq lists its product as uncharacterized. Gene Ontology annotation, cellular component: membrane. Gene Ontology annotation, molecular function: ABC-type transporter activity; ATP binding; ATP hydrolysis activity. Gene Ontology annotation, biological process: transmembrane transport. The transcript has 5 exons. NCBI's taxonomy places the organism in Eukaryota, Fungi, Ascomycota, Eurotiomycetes, Eurotiales, Trichocomaceae. The record is from RefSeq and is a predicted model, not a curated record. The coding region runs from base 1 to 3780 and encodes 1259 amino acids.